Lasiosphaeria miniovina is the source of this 3902-nucleotide messenger RNA. Its product is annotated as AEX-3 domain-containing protein. NCBI's taxonomy places the organism in Eukaryota, Fungi, Ascomycota, Sordariomycetes, Sordariales, Lasiosphaeriaceae. Bases 314 to 3829 code for a protein of 1171 amino acids. Gene Ontology annotation, biological process: regulation of Rab protein signal transduction. The transcript is spliced from 3 exons. The record is from RefSeq and is a predicted model, not a curated record. Gene Ontology annotation, cellular component: cytoplasmic vesicle.
UGUUCCUCUGCUUGUCGCUCGCAUCCACCACCCCGACUCACAAUUCCGAAAAACGCUAACCCUGGCUCGAGAUAGAGGAUAAGAUACGCGCCCGAGACCGCGACGAGACAAACGGCGACAGGCACGCCGGGCGGGAACAGUUUGACGACGACGACGACAACGAAGACAACGACAGGAACCACGGGAACUAAGCCAGGAAGCCCAGUGGAAGUUAAACGGGGCAAAACAAAAGACAGGGCACGGUGCCUGGUAAGGGAGGACCUGACUGACGACGGGCCACGCGGGCAUCGACACGAGGUCGGAUUGAUAUGUCAUGGACAAUUCCUCCACGCCGCUCGCCGACUACUUCUGGAUCGCCGGCAUAGAGAACAUCGCCUACGACGAUGGCCCCAGCACCGCCCAGCUUGAUGACACAAUAGCCGAGGACGGCGAGGGAGAAGGCGAGGGCGAGGGCGAGGGCGAGCGGGAGCGGGAGCGGGAGCGGGAGCGGGAGCGGGAGCGAGAGCGUGAGAGCGAGAGUGUCGACACGUCGGUAGUGUCGUCGUCCCGUGCCACGGCCCGCCACUCUCGCCAGAACUCGGCCAACCGCCUCUCCACCAUCUCCAAGCUCUCCAUCCCCCUAUCGCUCGCCGACGGCCGCUCACUGGAAGAUGUCGACGGCAAUACCAAGAGCAACCGCAGUAGCGCGACCAUACGGGCCGUGCCUUCCUCCAGUGGCAUUGUCAGCAACAGCCUGAACGGUGCCAAUGGCGCCAACGGCAGCGUUGUACUCACUGGCCACCCCUUGGGCCAAGGCAUUGGGCCCGACGGACUCCCUCUCGACUUUGACUUUGACAAGGCCCUUCUCAAAUUCGCUGCCGAGCGCGAGAUCUUCCUCGACGACCUGACAUUCAGUGCCGGUGCCAAGGUCCAGUCAAGACCGCCCAUGGUCAACCCUAGGGCUGAGAAGCUCAGGGCUGACGAGGGCGACCAGAGUGGCAGGAGGAGCCCUCUGAGGAGCAUUCGUGGGAGCAUCCGCCGCAAGAUGAGUUUUAGGGAUAUGACCAGUGCGAGGAAGCAACCCACUGCCCCGAAAGCCGCUUCCGUCCGAACCGCAAAGCGUCUGAGCAACUACAACUCAGUCAUACCGCCGCCAGAACCGCUGAACACGGACCCCGAUAUGCACCCCCUGAAGAAGAGGUUUGAGCCCGUGUUGCUCGACCGCUACCCGCCGCGGGAUUCUUCGGUGGAGGAGCUGGCCCGGAGAGGCAAGUUCCCGGACUACGUACCCAUGUUUGCCUUCCCCAACGACAUCCAGGUUGUGUCGUCUGACGAGCGGCCGCGCUCGACGUGGCACGGCUUCACCAUGACCUCGGACGACAACUCCAAAAUAUACGGCAUCACCAUCAUCGUCUGGACGGCGUUGAACUCGGAGAUAGCCGAGCAGGUUGAGAAGAAGUGCGAGCAGUGGCGGCAGAGCCACAUGAGCAACGAGGAGAGGGAGCUCGCGGCCAGCCUGGGCGUGCGUCUGGCUGCAGAGCGGGCGCACCUGUCGCAGCUUCUCGCCAAGCUGCCGGCGAUCCCCUCGGGGUCGUCGGCCCGCGAGAUGCUCGACGACCAGAUUAGCGCCGUCGAGGAGAAGAUCAGCCUGAUGACAGAAAUGUUAAGGCCGCUAAGGCACGGCGCCGCGUCCAAGAUCGACGGCCUCACCGCCGGCGAGACGGGCCUCUGGACGCCUCGGGCGUACGGGAUUCUAGGUAAAGAUGCUACCAGGAUGGGCUUCUGGAAGGAGUGGCUCAGGGCCGUCGUGGUGCCCAUGACGGACGGCGCCAUCUUGAGGGUGCCGCCUAGCUCCCCCAAGGUCGGGCGCUGGCAGCCUCUCGAGCGCUAUGUUGUCAAUCUGUGCACCGAGGCUUUCAGCCCCCUGGGCUCGACGACGCAGGUCGAGCUCGGGGUGCGCGAGCUCCGGCUUUAUGCACGCAAGGAGGCGGCCAACGAGCUGCCUGGCUCGCGGAAUAUUGACAUAUACUCGCUCUUCAGGUGCUUGUCGCUGGACAAUAUUGUGCUCUUGUUUGAGUAUGCCAUGUCAGAAUCGCGAAUCAUCUUCCUCUCGUCCCAUGCCGGCAUGCUGCAUCUUGCCUGUCACGCUUUGGUUAGCCUGCUUUACCCGCUCAAGUGGGCGAGCAUCUUCAUACCCAUCCUCCCGGCUCGGCUCCUCUCUGCUCUGGAUGCGCCGUGCCCCUACAUUGUCGGGGUUGAGAGGCGCUACGAGAGCAUCGAGCUGCCCGAGGACGACUACGUGCUUGUGGAUCUCGACAAGGACACUAUAGACGCCACUGGGCCGUCCGUUAGCCUCCCGCGCCAGCACCGUCGAAAGCUCCAGGCUCUUCUCCAGGUCGCGGCCCCUCACAAGCUGCGGUAUGGCGUUGCGACUGGGGCCCCGCCCUACGCAAUGGAGGCAUUUCCCUACGAUGCGCACUCGGCCGAGAAUGAGGCCCUCUUCAACGCCACCACGGUACCGAGCUCGCUGGGCAAAUGGGUCACGCAAAACUCGGCUAGCUUUGGAGAGCCCGACCCGCCCAGCAGCAUCCGACCUCCUCUCUUCAACGCCUUCUCGCAAGCCAAGAUCGACCCGACCAGAAACGAGCGGCCGCCCACCGGUAAGUCUGGGAAGGGCAGCCCGCCGUCGUCUGUAUCGCCCAUCUCGAUGAACUUCCCGCCGAUGCCCACGACACCCAUCUCACGCAGCGACUCGGGCUUUGCCCUCUCCACCACGCUCCGCGAAAAGCGGUCAGGUCACUUUGACGAGAAGUCCAGACGGAGUUCGUCGUUCGGAGUAGACAAGCACCAUCCGCUCCACCGGCCAAGCCUGCCGUUCCUGAACGGACACGCGCAGAACCUUUCCAUCUCGGGCAUAUCUAUCGACUCGCAGUCCUCGUUUGGCGGUUAUGCUCCGUCAACAUAUGCGCAGUCUACCAUAGCGGCCUCGACCAUCAUGCCUAACAUGCUGAUCCAGCCAGUCCGCAACACGGAGAGCACAGUCUGGGUAGAGGGCCAUUGCUUCAACUGGACUACCGAUGAUGCGGGGUCCUCGUGCACAGUUUGCGAGGACCGGUCCGAGGGCGACGGGCUCUACAAGUGCAACGGCUGCUCGUGCCUAUCCCACAACCGCUGUCUGGGCUCUGUCUCGCUGGUCUGCCCCGAGGCCUUCCACGCGGAUCGUGUCCGAGCCGCAUUUGUACGCUGUCUGGCUAGUCUCCUCUACACUUACAGGAAGCAUCUCGGGCGGCCCAGCCGCGACCAAAAGGCCAACGGCCAGCUGUAUGCCUUUGACAUGGACACAUUCAUUAGGAGCCUGCCCUAUGAUCAGCAGGAUUAUGCAGGCAUGAUGAGGGAAACUCAAGCAUUUAACGAGUUUAUUCAUGAACGCGAGCGUCACUUGCCUUCUGACCCCUCUGUGCGUCUAUUUGACGAGAUAAUUCUGGCCAAGAAAGCACGCGGGCGUCCGACGCUCUCCGCUGGUCUCUCCCGCCUCUCUACCAUCCGGGCAUCGCACGGGGCAUCGACGGGCUUCGUGGCGCCGGCAAGGCCCGCGAAGAUCCCCAGCUACCUCAGUGAUACUUCAGACCACCUCUGGCGGACGGCGUCGGUUCCUUUCCCGUCGGCCAAGUUCCCGGGGGACUAUAGAUCGGUCAUCACCAGGGUCCCUCUGAAGCUGGACCCGUCCCUGAUGAAAGAGCCUCGCGCCAUCCAGGGCAUUCCCCGCCCCGAGCAUGGCCGAGCUAGAGGCCUCGUCCGCAAGCAAGUCCCGAGCAUGUUGGGCCCGCCGAUGCCGGAAUUCAGCAUCUGAAAACGCGGUAUACUCCCAUCAGUAAUACAUACCCCCUUGGAGGCGACGAACUCAUGCAUUAAAACCGAACUAU